Musa acuminata subsp. malaccensis (wild Malaysian banana) is the source of this 1623-nucleotide messenger RNA. RefSeq names its product autophagy-related protein 18b. Gene Ontology annotation, biological process: autophagy of mitochondrion; protein localization to phagophore assembly site; nucleophagy. Gene Ontology annotation, molecular function: phosphatidylinositol-3-phosphate binding; phosphatidylinositol-3,5-bisphosphate binding; protein binding. Gene Ontology annotation, cellular component: cytosol; phagophore assembly site membrane; extrinsic component of membrane. Lineage: Eukaryota; Viridiplantae; Streptophyta; Magnoliopsida; Zingiberales; Musaceae. The record is from RefSeq and is a predicted model, not a curated record.
GCAACUUCUCCCGCGAAACACCGACGAUAGCGACCGAAAUGGCGAGCAGCUCCAGGGCCUCCCCGUCGGCGUCCCCGGUCCUCUGCGCCUCCUUCAACCAGGACAACAGCUGGUUUUCUGUUGGAACAAAAGAUGGGUUCAAGCUUUUUGAUGCACGGACUGGUAGAUUGUGCUUUGAAAGAGGUGAUUUUUUUUAAAAGUCGAGGAAGACAAGCUUUGAGGUUCUUGAUUGAUGCUGUACGACAUCAGCAGUUGAUUCAAUACAUUUCCUUCUCGCUGAUGGCUGUUGGUGCAUUCAACAUUGUUGAGAUGCUUUUUAGCACAAAUCUUCUUGCUAUAGUUGGGGCAGGGGAGCAGCCAUCACUAUCUCCUCGGAAACUUUGUCUUUUCAAUACUCUGACUGGAUCUGCACUCAGAGAGUUAAAUUUCUUGACAUCAAUCGUAGCUGUCCGUCUUAACAGAAAAAGGCUUAUCGUCGUCUUGCGAGAUAAAACGUAUAUUUAUGACUUGAACAGCCUUGUUAUUCUGGAGACAAUUGAUACCGUGCCAAACAACAAAGGGCUCUGUGCAUUUUCUCCUGGAUCGGAAAGUUGCUAUUUGGCUCUUCCAGCAAGUACAACUAAAGGAUCUGUUUUAAUUUACAACACAGUUGCACUCCAAUCAGUCUGUCAGAUUGAUGCCCAUAGAUCACCAUUAGUUGCAAUGAUAUUCUCUUCUAGCGGCACAUAUCUGGCAACAGCUUCUCAGCAAGGAACAAUUAUCAGAGUGCACCUAGUUUCACAAGCCACUGAGUCAUAUAGUUUCCGGAGAGGAACAUAUCCAUCAACAAUCUAUUCCCUAUCAUUUGGACCAUGUGCUGAUGUACCAGAAGUUCUUGUUGCCACAAGCUCAUCAGGCUCUUUGCAUGCCUUCUUGUUGGGACCUGCAAUAAAGCAAAGAAGAAAACCAAACAGAGUAAUUGGUUCUUUGAUCCCUGACACAUUGAGUGAUGCCUUUGACCAUGCUUAUCAUCACAUUCUUCACAAUGUUGUCCCUGCCUGUGUCAAAAGCCAUGUUAGGAUCCACAGCAUUGACAAUAUUUCAAGUGCUCCUGGAGUUUCUGGUUUUCGGGCAUCCAUUUUCAUCAUCACUCGCAAUGGCUACUUCAGGGAGUACAGCUUAAAUGUCACCAAGUCGAACGAGUGCUCGUGGAGCUUGGAGCGUGAAGUCAAUCUAUUAGAUACCGUCUCCAAUGAUCCAAAUUAAUCCUGUGCUGUGCUCGUUCUUGGUCCUACCACUGCUGACGCAUGGAAAGAGGAUGUCGGACUGCAACUCGAAGGAGUCUAUGCACACUUGUGAAGCAAACAAAACGCGACAGGUGAUUGCACAAAGAUUGAUAGACGGAAAUGGGUUUUCAUGGACCGGAGAGCUUGUUGCUUGUGCAAAGAUUAGCGUGUGAAUCCUCUUACUCCUCACUGUAGUGUACAUAGCAGGCUGCGGAUACAACAACCAUCCGCGUGAUUCAUUUUAUCACCAUGUUUCUCGAAUGCACAGGGGCUGGGAAAAGAUCCGAGGAGAUGCCUGUCUUCCUGUAUUGACAUGUUUUAUUGCUCGAUUUGGUUGAUGAUGGUCUGCUGCAUUCCA